Molecule: messenger RNA, 777 nt
Organism: Macrosteles quadrilineatus (aster leafhopper)
Lineage: Eukaryota; Metazoa; Arthropoda; Insecta; Hemiptera; Cicadellidae
Product: peptide deformylase 2-like
Exons: 1
Coding region: 1-777 (258 amino acids)
Biological process (GO): peptidyl-methionine modification
Cellular component (GO): mitochondrion
Molecular function (GO): peptide deformylase activity
Source: RefSeq, a predicted model, not a curated record
AUGAAGUUAAAAGAUAAAUUAGAACUGUACAACUACAUGCAUUUACAUUUUUUGAGUGAGGAUUUUAAUAAUCCUACGGCAACACAGGACAGUGUGCUUCGUAAAGUGGCCGCACCUUUUGAAUUUCCGCUGAGCAAAGAUGACAGGAAUGACAUAAUGCUGUUCAAGUACAGCUUUGACGAGAGGGAAUAUUUGGGAAAAAUAGACAGAGUGUAUUAUUCAAUAUCCGGCCCACAAUUAGGUAUAUCAAAACGGAUGAUAUACUUCAUGGUUCCGUUUGGAAGAGGGGUGGUCCAACCCUUCCCAAGGUCGUACUGGCUAAAUCCGUCUUGGGAACCGAUUAAAGAAGAAGUGGAAGAAGUAGUCACUUUUGACGAUGAGCCAAUUGUUGAUGUAAAAGACGACACAGAGGAAGCUUACGAGAUGUGCCUGUCCACAAAUAUGGCCGGCAAAGUAAGAAGACAUAGGAGUAUAAAGUAUACGGCAACUUUAGUGAAUGGGAAGAAGGUUACAGGAGAGGCCCAUGGAUUAACCGCAAGAAUAAUUCAGCACGAGAUUGAUCACUUAGACGGGAAGCUAUUGGUCGACCACGUCCCUCGAGAGGAGUUGAUUACCGCUGAGGAAUACAAGAAAAGACGCAAGGAAGCGUGGGGAGGCAAAAGCUGGAUGAAUAUGCAGGAAGAACUGAAAGCAGAGCACGAGGCGCUUAAAGCAUCAUAUCCAACACUUUUCAAACCAAAGAAAGUCAAACAGAAGAAGAAGAAGAAAAAGCAUUAA